Molecule: messenger RNA, 1290 nt
Organism: Glarea lozoyensis ATCC 20868
Lineage: Eukaryota; Fungi; Ascomycota; Leotiomycetes; Helotiales; Helotiaceae
Exons: 2
Coding region: 1-1290 (429 amino acids)
Source: RefSeq, a predicted model, not a curated record
AUGUCUACAGACUCGAACAAAAUCAACAAAGAGACUGGACUUAAGAAGUUCCUUCUCGAUCCAAAGUCAGGCGUCAAUAGUGUUCGAACCUACUUGAGCGACAGCAUUGCACCAGAGCAGAGCAACGAGCAGAAUACGAAAUUUGGGCCUCAAACAAACAACUGGAAUCAAGGUCAAAUCGCAGAUAACAGUGGCCACCUUGGCCCGAAUAUGAACAACGGACAAGCACCAUUGAAUCAAUCAUUUGGUACGCCUAGACCGACUUCGGCAGCAUCAUAUCAUCCAGAUCAGUUAGCGCAACAUCCACAACAGCAGCAUAAUCAGAACUACCAGGCAUAUCCGUCAAAACCAGAGGAUCGAUCUGCUUCAUCGAAAAUUGGAAAUUUCGUUUCGAACAUUCUUGACUUUCCAAGCCAACCAGAGCCCAGCAAUCCAGUCUCUCCUCCAAUGGCGCCUACUCCAGUUCAUCCAGCAGGGCAAUUCUUGCCGCCAUUUGCUCAGCAAGAGCAAGCUCCUUACCCAGCUCCUUCCCAUUCGGUCUUGUAUCCUUCGACAAGUUCCUUGUCUCAACACUUUGCAGGCGCAAGUAUUGGAGGAGGGUCGGUUGAUAUGAAUCAGCAAAACAAUCAAGGACAAUCUCUCGCACCGCCGCCAGAAGACAUGAACAGUGCUACGGGUCCCGUACCAGCACCAAGAUUAUAUCAUCGUAUGAUCUUGGAGUUUGAGACACUGAAGAACAUCUUUUAUGCUGCCCGAAUCCAAACUUAUCACCACGAUCUCAUCCCCGUAGUCGCGAAACUCAAGGCACUUGCCCGCGAGAUCUGGAAUCUACGCUACGUUCGCAGUUCCGAGUUCAACUACCCAGAGGCCGCUCAUCAACCCAUCAUAAUAUUCUGGAAAGAGCAGUUUGAGCAAUGGUCCGACACAUUGGAGGAUAUGCACGACCCAAUUUUGGUUCAGCGACUAGCACAGGUAGAUGCUGAGAACGAUUAUCCGCGACUCGCUGGUCUAGCGAUGACCUUUGCGGCACCAGUAGCCACAUAUGCUCAACCAGUUAAUGCCAUUGCUCCCGUAGCUGGUGCCGUUGCGCCAGUUGCUGCUGCUGUCGAACCUGCUGCCGCCGCCGCUCCAGUGAAGAAGACUGUGAAGAAGGCCGUUGCUCCCGCUGCCGAUGGAGAGGCUGCUCCCGUGGUCAAGAAGAAGGUUGUGAAGAAAGCAGCGGCUGUUGAUGGGGAAGCAGCGCCAGUCAAGAAGAAGGUCGUCAAGAAGAAGGUGGCUGCGGCCGAGUAA